AUGUCGAAAAGGUUAAGAUCUACUUCGUCUUCAUCUAAAGUCCAUAUCUAUGUCAUUGGUGUUCAAGUCUACGUCGGAAGCCGUCGUCGUAAGUUCAAAUCUACGUCGGAAACCAUUGCCACCACCACAGCUCAACGUCGUCUCCACCACCUUCGUCAUUGGAGUUCAUAUCUACGUCAAGAACUCCGAUGGCGCUGUUUGGUGGUCAGAUCUAUGUCGUUGGUGGUGGUUUGGAUGGUCCGACAAAAAGGGGCAUCUCCGGUGAAUAGGGUGAUCCGACAGGCUGAGGUGGUCCGACAUGUGGAUGUGUAUAUUGACCACGAUAAUGAACCUAUAUUUGAGUGGAUUGAGAAAAAAGAACCAGACAGUGAAGAACUUGAGUAUUCAGAAGAAGAUGUUGACUCUGUUUUGGAAGAUGAUGAGAACUGUGAACAUGAAUAG
Lactuca virosa is the source of this 441-nucleotide messenger RNA. Lineage: Eukaryota; Viridiplantae; Streptophyta; Magnoliopsida; Asterales; Asteraceae. The record is from the annotation of a GenBank genome assembly.